AAGCGUCCACACGCGUGGUUUCCUUCCUUGCUACAAGUUUCUCGGUCGGCCUGUCACUGGCCAUGGGUCGCUCCCGCCGAACUGGCGCGCAUCGAGCUCACUCCUUAGCCCGCCAGAUGAAGGCCAGGCGGCGGCGGCCGGACCUCGAUGAGAUUCACCGCGAGCUGCGGCCGCAGGGGCCCACGCGACCCAGGCCGGAGCCGGACGCCGAGCCCGACCCGGACCUGCCAGGGGGCGGCCUGCAUCGCUGCCUGGCCUGCGCGAGGUGUUUCAUUGAUUCGGCCAACCUGAAAACCCAUUUCCGAUCCAAAGACCACAAGAAAAGGCUGAAGCAGUUGAGUGUCGAGCCCUACAGUCAAGAAGAGGCUGAGAGGGCGGCGGGUAUGGGCUCGUAUGUGUCCCCCCAACGUCUGGCAGUGCCCACAGAAGUGUCCACUGAAGUCCCUGAGAUGGACACGUCUACGUGACAUGGCCCGGGGACAUAGGGCGGAGGAGAUGCCCACGGACAGUGGUACAAGGGCUAGUUUGGGAGAGAGUGUGUGGAUUUGGGGAGAUGGCCUCACCUAGGUGCUCUGCCCCCAAUAAAGGAACUGGACAAAGA
This is a messenger RNA of Jaculus jaculus (lesser Egyptian jerboa), 601 nucleotides long. It is a transcript of the gene Znf593, whose product is annotated as zinc finger protein 593. The coding region runs from base 63 to 467 and encodes 134 amino acids. The record is from RefSeq and is a predicted model, not a curated record. NCBI's taxonomy places the organism in Eukaryota, Metazoa, Chordata, Mammalia, Rodentia, Dipodidae. The transcript is spliced from 3 exons. Gene Ontology annotation, molecular function: zinc ion binding; nucleic acid binding.